CGGUAUAACGAAAUUCACGAUUGCGCGUGCCAGAACAGUCAACUGUAACUCGCUGCGAGGCGUCACACGGAGUUCGACGUGUUCCAGAAGAGAAUAUAAAAACGCAUUAACUGGUGAUGAAAUUACAUAUGUCACAAUGUUCAGCUCGACCUUUCAGAAAUUACAGUUCCUGUAUAAACCGUAUGCGUUGGCAAUAGUUUCCAUUGGAUACGUACUUGGGGAGCUAGGUCAUUAUUUAAUUGGUGUCACAAGUAAAGCCACUGCGGAAGAUUUACAUUAUGGUGACAUUUCUUGCCAGUUAAACUCGACAACAUUAUCCCUCAUAGAGCUACCGGUUCAAUGCGAGGCUGCCGAGAACGCAAGCUACUGCGAGUCCCUGGAGCUGAACGGCACCCACUAUUGCGAAUGGAACUACAAUGGCCUUGGUUUGGACUAUCAAAUCUUGGCGGGUCCAAGUUUCAUCGCCGUGUUCACGAUCGUCGGCGUCAUCUUGGGUAUCGCCGCUGAUAAAUAUAACAGGGUAAGGUUGUUAGCUGUCUGCACCCUGAUCUUCAGUAUCGCGAUAGUUUUGAUGGGAUCAGUUACCCAGUACUGGCAGCUAGUUGUUCUUCGUAUGAUACUGGCAGCAGGGGAGGCAGGAUGCAAUCCUUUGGCCACAGGUUUACUGUCAGACUGGUUCAAUGAAGAACAACGAGGACUUGUCAUGUCGAUUUUUAACUGGGGCAUUUACGGUGGUUAUGGUAUCGCGUUUCCUGUUGGCCGAUACAUACCAAAAUUAAAUAUUGGUAACUUGGGAUGGAGGGCGUGUUAUUACGGGGCUGGAAUAAUCGGGCUGAUUAUAACAGCGUUCACUUUGACGUUAUCCGAACCGGAGAGAAAGACGAUCGGCGAAGAGGAAACGAACAAGGAUGCGAAAAAAAUGCGGAUUUGGAAGGCGAUCCUGCAACCGAGGAUCCUGCUCCUGUGUCUGGCUGCGAGCAUCAGACAUUGCGGUGGCAUGUGUUUCGCUUAUAAUUGCGAUCUCUACUAUAGAGAUUACUUCCCUGAUUACGAUCUUGGCUGGUGGUUGUUCGCCGUGACGAUUGUGAUCGGCAGCAUCGGUGUCGUAGUCGGCGGCGUUGUCAGCGAUAAGUUCGUAGCGAAAAUGGGAAUCAGAUCGAGGGUGGCUUGCCUCGCUAUCAGCCAGAUAAUAGCAACUCCGUUUGCGUUUGGUUCUGUUUACUUUAAUCCCUUGUGGGCGAUGAUCACCCUUGGUAUUUCUUACUUCUUUGCCGAAAUGUGGUUUGGCAUUGUAUUCGCCGUAGUAGUGGAGAUAGUUCCUUUGCACCUGAGGUCAACCACUAUUGGUGCUUUCUUGUUUGUGAUGAACAAUAUCGGUGGAAAUUUGCCGAUACUCGUUGAACCGACCAGGAGGGCCAUUGGCUUCCGAGAAUCACUUUAUAUCUUUUACGCUGGAUUUUAUGGCAUCAGCUCCAUCAUGUUCUUCUUCACAAUGUUCUUGAUGGAGGGCUCCAAAGAAGAGUCAAAGAAGUCCGUGGUUACCACCAAACCAGAACUAGCAUACGAUAACACUAUGUUUACCCAUGACGAAGGAAACAUACCGACUUUAGAAUUGCCGCGGUUAUAUCCGCCAUCGCCGCGCCGAUUCGAGAACUCUAGGCUAUAAUGUACUUACCUAUGUACAAUUCACGAAUUUGUAAAUAGCAUCUGAAGCGAUUCAAACGACUGUACAAUUGAAUCUCGCUGCCUGUAGCAGUAAAACGCCGAACACGUUGCCUCUACGCCCAACGAAACACCUUGCUGUAAAUAAAGUACACUGCAGAGGCUCACCGAAUUCACGUUAUUAAACGCUUGGAGCCCUCGUUCGCAGUACGUCCACGGCAAGAACGCAAGCCGAUUUAUUUAUUCAAUAAGAAGAGAAAGCGAAGAACAAAGAAGACACGGCAGUGUUGCGGUAAGAUGCGCGGAAAACAAACAAGAGGCGGCGGAAUGAAUAUUUUCAACUUCUGUAGUUUUUUUAACACGUUCUUACGUGAUCGAGGAGCAUCGGAGUUUCAAAGUAUUCUUAUUUUCGCUGCAGGACACGCGAAAACAAAAUCAAAUACGAAUCGGUUCACCUUCGGUUGUACUUACCCUAUUCACUGGAAACAUCCUAUUAGUAAGUUCCACAAAUGCUUUCGUAAACGUUUUGUGUAAAAAUAUAAGAAUUUUUAUUCUGACUUUGAAAGGUCUUUUUAUUUCGUUGUUCUCGAUGCGGGGUGAUCUUGGAUCAUUUGAAUGAGAACGACCAUGAUUGGCGCGGAACAGGAAAAUCGUUGCAAUAUUUAUUAAUUGUUUUCACGUCGAUACGCAGAAUUGUGACUAUUGACCGCGAAUCUUUGUGCAAAAUAAGUUUUCUCAGAGUUCGCAUGAAUUGGAAUAUGCAGAAGUUUGCUUCUUCCGUCAAUGAUUUUGAGGAGUCGAUCUGGUACGACCGAUUCAAAUAGUGGUGCAUUUUUGGAAAUUGAUUUUCAAGUGACAUUUGUUUCAUCAAUGUUCUUUAGUAAAAGUGAAGGCAUGUAUAUAAUUUUACUUUUACAUUGUUUCUUUAAAAAGUUCUCGAUAAGUAAUUGGAUACGCGAUUGAAUAGGAAAUAACAAGAUGGCGACACUUUGAAGCAAAGUUCACUUUCAUAGUCAAUCUGAUUUUUAUGCAAGGAAACGACUCUGUUCUACUUAAAAUGGAAAAUAAUGAAAUCGAUAUCUGUUGUGGUAUAGGAAAAAACAAUUCGUAAUUUUUUAACUGAUACACCCUAUAGAAUCGAGGUGGGAGAUAUAUACUAUUUGAACAAAGCUAUUGACAAUGAAUUUUCGUCGAUCAAAAUAGUAUUGGGCAAUUUUAAUGCAACCCUUCCGUAUGACCUCUCAUCUUUUUAAAAAAAUUAAUUUUUUAUCACGUAUUCAGACGAGUAUCGAUUACCUAGGUACGAAAAUAUAAAAAUUGACUCAAAAUGAAAAGGUAAUUCAUAGUUUCAUCUCUAGUAUAAGUUGCAAAUCAUAGUUCAUUCGACGCAAUUUAUUUUCCACGAGUAUACACCGAAUUAUAUGUUCGAACAAAAAGAUUCAAUAAUUGUAUUGACAUAUGUUACAUAACAAAUGUGUCGCAUCGAAGUGAAAGAAAAACGUUCUCUGUAUAGAUAAGAUUUCUAAUUAAAGAAACACUUCCAAGCUAUAAAACGUUUUAUGAUGGUUUUACUGAUCAGUGGCAGGACAAGAAGAUACAAGUCGGUUUUAUCAUUUUAAUGUAUUAAAAAUAACUCGUUUCCUAUACAUGUGUACAUGUGUCCACAGGGGUACGGAAGGUACAUGUUUAAACACACGCACACAGGACACAUUAACGCGGCAGCGAUGCGAUACGCGAUAUACAGUAAAUUCGAUAUCGAGACUCACUAUCGCAUCGCUAUUUAUGUACAGUUUAUUUAAUAUAAAUAAAAAAGAUACUCGCAUUUGUAAUGUACAAAAUAGUGGGAAAGUAUCCUUGACGAUUCAAGACGUCACGUAAAACUUGUCAUGAAGUGUGUACAUAUUUACAUGGUCGUGAUUUGCGAAACACAUCUUGACAUGUUCAUCAAUAAAUAGGCCAUCCAACAGUUAUUACAAUGUAAAGUGCCGCGAUCCUAGUUACAUUUCUACGGUUACCACACACCGUUUCCAAACGACUGGUUCUCAUACGGUUCGUAAACAGAAAUGAGAAGAUUGCACAGAACAAAAUUCAUACUCAUAAAUCAUACUUUUAAUCAUUAGAUAUUCAGAUAUCUGAAAACAUACAGCUCAUAAAUAGAACAUCCGAAAGACGACUAAUCAACUGGAGAUUUUUACGCAUUUACUGUUUAUUAAUUUUUUAAAAUUAUUCUUAACCAAUUGGAGUUCUUAAUGCAUUUAAAAAUAAUGUGCAGCAUUAUUUCAAAAAAAAAAUUCUAUUUUAUCUGAAUUUAGUGAUUCUUCACUAAACACUGCAGUUCAACGGUUAUUUCUGAACGGAUGUUCACCAAAGUUGUUUCCAUUCCUUUCUACAAGCUCUAUUUGUCAAUUUUUCUCAAUUCCUGCAGUUCUCAAACAUCCUAUACACAUAAAUACAUAUAUUCAAUGACUCUUUACAACACGGUACAUCGAUGUUAUCGCAUAAAUAAAUACAAGAAAUACAUCUUCAGUACGACUUUAUAAAUAUUCAUGUAUCCUAAUACUUACACAGUCUAACUGCAUAAAUAUUAAAUAACUUAGAAUAAUAUACAACGGUGUUGUCCGACAUAAGCUUCUCACGGAACAAAGCUUUAGGGUCAUCUAUCUCCGCGUGGGUCUCCUAUCUUACUAGCGUUAUGUCUCUCACUUUGUUUCCAUGUGAAGAUGAAAAUGAUAUGUUAUAAAAUGGAUCUCACGAAAAUAGUGCUAUCGUAAAACAUUAUUAAUUUUUCGUUUCUAAGCAAAACACUUCUAUAAAUUCUGAUCGUAAACUGGUACGCAGAACUUAAUUGAAAAAUUUAAAGCGUAAAAUUAUAGUUAAAUACGAUAAUUUGUUGAUUAAAAAAUUGAAGACAAUGAGCAAAUUGUUCAAUGAACGUUAUAUAGUAUAUACAAAGGAAUACACGUUUUGAUGUAAAAGAAUUCUAUUUGCAAACGUAUGUAAUCCAGUUUGUUUUAAUCGGUAAUUUAAUUUUUUCUCUAAUCUAUAGGUGAACAUUUCUGAAGUUUAAAAAACUUGAAAAAUUGUCUAGACAACAAAUGAGCUCAAAUACGACAUUACUAUAAUAUGAUAUAUACCUCAAAGGAAGUCACGUCUAAGCUCACUUCUCGUUAAGAAAACGUUGUGACUAGAUCGGAGGGUUUUUUCGUGAAUGUAAAACGAGAAAGAUGAAUGUUGAUUCUGAUCUACAUAUGACCGUUAACACAUUCGUUGUCACGUACCUGUGACGUUCCUAUUUAUAGUCCGAAGCAUUGAGACAUCGAUGGGAGACGGGCAAUAAAGUGAUCGCAACGCUGUAUAAGAUAUAAACACAAAAGUUUCACUCUCAGUUCAUUAACGUUUCCCGACUGUUGAAGGGCAGUCCUUUUAAGUUCUACAAAAAUCGGCACCGUUUGUGAUAUCGAAUGAGAGGAGGUAGUUUAUGACGUCACUUAAGUAAAACAAAGUGACCUUGAUCGGCCGACCAUAUUAACAACUUGGCGUAGACAUAAUUUGUAACCACAUACACGAAGUUUAUCAGUAGAUUGCGGGUAGUUAUGCAUUUUUAUCGAAUUCAAAUCACUCUGAAAGAGAAUCAAGUUCAAUAUCAUUUUUACUACGAUGUAGGCACAUUAAAAUCAACGACAGAGGAAAUAAAGUUCUGUUCAACUCCAGUCUUUGUAUGUUACAAAGAAAACUGUAUUUAGUAUCAAAGAUCCGCGAUCUACUUAUCAAUGUUACUUAUAGCUGCAUUCUUUUAUCUUCACUUAUUAAUCUGAUGCCUUUGAUUCUUAUAAAGUCUUGAAAAAAGUGAAAACAACUUUCCAAGAAAAUUAGUGAAAUCAAAGGACAGAAUUUAAAAAUAUGAUGCAGUCUUCUAGAACUUACGCCUGUACAAUUAGUUACAUGUAGUUAGGCCCGUAGUAAGAAGUCGAGGACAGAGCACAAAUACAUCAAUAUAAAUGUAUAUUCUGCACAAUUAUAGCUAAUAAAUGAAUUAAUACAUGAUGAAAUCCAAAGACAGAUACCGUGCCUUCAGGAUUCUAAGCAGUAAUUAUGGUUGCCAGACAAUAAAUAUAUCGAAUUUUUUUUCUUGUUUUCGAAUUAUUAGUGUCGAAUGUUAUAGAAUUAGGCUAUUGAACUUGUUUCACCAAAAU
Nomia melanderi (Alkali bee) is the source of this 5855-nucleotide messenger RNA. Its product is annotated as putative sulfoacetate transporter SauU. The record is from RefSeq and is a predicted model, not a curated record. Gene Ontology annotation, biological process: transmembrane transport. Gene Ontology annotation, cellular component: membrane. Gene Ontology annotation, molecular function: transmembrane transporter activity. NCBI's taxonomy places the organism in Eukaryota, Metazoa, Arthropoda, Insecta, Hymenoptera, Halictidae.